AUGAGGCCCCGUGGGAAACUUUGCCCAGCCUUUGGGCCGGACUUUGUGAGGAGCUUGCCAGCCAAAUUGAAGAAGCUGGACCUUUUCGCCGACCUAUCGCAGGAAACGGCCAUGGCGCUGUUGGGGUGCCUUCCCGCCGGGCUCCUGGAGCUGAACAUGCACAUCGGCGACUGCCUGAAGUGGAAUGCGGAGGCCUUUCGGUCCUUUGCGGAAGGCUUCCCCCGGCAGCUGCGCCUCUUGGACUUCGACCUUGAAGGCGACCUGAGGGGCUUUGGCCCCUUGGCUGCGGAGCUGGCGGCCAGCGGACUCACGACGCUGCGCUUGAGUUUCGGGAGCGUGCAGCACUCGGAGGCCCUAGCGGAGCUGUUCGCCGCCCUUCCGCCCAGCCUCACCGAGCUACAGCUCCUCAUGCAGGGCAUCGGCCUGUCCGACAACUGUUGCGAGGAGCUGGGGCGUGGCCUGCGGCGCCUUACCUGCCUGCGCGCGCUGGAGCUUCAUCUCGAACACUGCCCAGUCGGGCGUGUUCUACAGGCUCCGUGCCGGAGCCUCAUCAACCUCGAGCUUUCGCUCUGGACCCUGGGGCCGGCGGACGCGAUCCAGCUCAGCAACUUCGUGAACGGGUCCAACCUCCAACGCCUUGGCCUCUAUCUUGAGGGCCCACACCCCCAGGUCUGCCGCGCUCUAACCCCGCUCCCCGCAUCACUUGAGGAGCUCGACUUCAACGUCUGGGACCGCAGCGUCGGGGGCGAGGCCGUGCUGACACUGGCGAGUGAGCUCCCGCCACGGCUUCGGGUUCUGCAUCUUCAUUUCUUGGAGGCCGACAUCAUCCCGGCCCCAAACAUCGAGACGCUUCUGGCGAGCCUGCCAACCACUACCUUGCACACCCUGAGCUUGAGCUUCGAGUGGUCGGGCUUCUGCCAGCUCACGGAGUGCAGCUUUCCCAAGAAGCUCCGGAACCUCAGCCUUUCAGGGUGUCUGGUGAUGCCAGAGCGUCCCCCACAAGUGCCUUUCGUGGCCGCCUUGGCCCGCGAGCUGCCAAGACUCCGGCACCUCCGGACCCUGACGCUGGACUUCGACGGCUGCUGCUGGAAGGCCUCCGAGGCGCGAGCUGUCCUGGACGCUGCGGCGCACACCAAGAAAAUCCACGCCGACUUCGGCACCGGCUGUGUGGAGGAGGACACGCCAGAGACGUGGAAAGCACUGUUGGGCCCAUUCCAGGCUCAGCUCGGCCACUCUCUCCGGACCCCGACGGAUCUUUCAGAGCAGACGCUCUAC
Messenger RNA from Symbiodinium natans, 1275 nucleotides. The record is from the annotation of a GenBank genome assembly. Lineage: Eukaryota; Dinophyceae; Suessiales; Symbiodiniaceae.